CUCAAUGUUUCAUAAAACCCUAAAGCAGGUUUUUGUCCACCAUUCCAAACUCUUCUCCAGAAUCCAGAUAUCAGGGAUUCAUACUCUGAACACCUCCAUUCUUGCGGGUUGUUGAACAAGUGUCUAAAAUGGAUGAAAAUAUUGGUCUCGUGCUUCAUAAUCGCAAUGAUGUUUAUACCUUAAGUUAUGAUCUAUCCUCAUCUACAUGUACUGAUGUUCGCCGUGUGAAACACCCUGUUAAAUCUUACCAUAUGUACCAUGAUGGAAUUGAGUUUUUUGGUUGCUGUAAUGGUUUGGUUCUCUUGAGGCAUGUUGAUGAAUUUUACUCUCAUGUUCUUAUCCUUUGGAAUCCAACAACUAACGAGGGUAAGAAAGUACCAUUUCCAAAAUUUGAAGAAACGGAACAAUGUUUGGACUAUGUAGAGUAUGGAAUUGGUUAUAAUUCUCGGGCGAAAGAUUUUAGAGUGGUAGCUAUUGGGAAUUUUGAAGGUGAAUUUGAGGUUAUGGUGUAUUCAUUAAAAAAGAACAGAUGGAAAGCAGCUGAGGAACUCCAUCUGGAUAAUCUUGCUCAUAGGAAGAUACCUGAUAUGGCUCGGAUGCCUGUUAACGGAGCUCUUCAUUGGAUAGCAGAUAUGGAGUCUAUGACUUUACCAUCUGAAGACUCGGAAGUUAUUCUUUCUUUUGAUAUCGAGAGUGAGCAGUUUGACCAUCUGAAACUGCCUGACCUGUUCAAUGAAAAUGCUGAAACAAGUUUGUGUGUAUUAGGAGGAUCUCUUUGCUUGCUUGGUUUUGAUCCUAAGGUUGGUGCGGAUGUGUGGGAGAUGAACCAGGAUGGAUCUGAAAAAUCAUGGACCAAGCUAUUCAACAUUGACCUGCAAAAACAUUUUGGUGGGUUGGUUAAGAAUUUGAUGCCGUUGCAGUGUGUGAAGGAUGGAAAUUUUCUGUUAGGAUUAGACAUGGAUACUGGUUUUCAUAUUAUUUUGUACGAUCCAAAACACGAUACAACUAGUAUUGUCAAGGUCCAUGAAGGUUUGAAGAAUGGCUGUUUACACAUUUCUGUCUUUGGGGAAAGUCAGUAUGUUUCAGUUCUUAAGGAUUCUCAAGUUGUUGUUUAUUACAUUAAGCCUGGAAAUCUUACAUUUAAUGAUUGCAGUGAGGAUGCUACAGUAGAAGAGCGACUGUGGAGCAUAGUCACGUCCAACUCAUCAGACUUCAAUGCUUUGGAUGCACUAAUUGAAGAUACGAAGAAGGUGGCAUGUUUAUUAUUAAGUCAGACUCUAGAAAUUAGCAUGUGUAACUCUGAGUUACACAAUUUAGAUGCAUGUGUAGCUGCAAGUUACACGGGGAAAAGAAAAAUUAUCGGUAGUCAGAAAUCUUUCUAUGAAGGAAAGCUGAGAAAUGAAAAUUGUGUUGAUUCUGACCAGGGGAAGAAAGUUGAGAUUGUCGGUGAUGAGAUGAAAAGUUUACAUGAUUCAAAUGAUAUUAUAGCAGUUUAUGCCUGGAUAAAUAAAGAUGUUGGCUACUGUCAAGAUGACUUCAUAAAAGCUGGUGGCUUAUUUGUAGUGGUGGGGGUGCAGGUUUUGGAGGAGGAUGAGAAGGCAGUGGUGGUGGCCAGCAGCCUAGAUGCAUUUACAGGUGCUCAUAGUGGUCCUGGUGAAGUGAAGAUGCAGUUGGAGUCGCUGGUUUAG
Messenger RNA from Papaver somniferum (opium poppy), 1688 nucleotides. Its product is annotated as F-box/kelch-repeat protein At3g06240-like. The transcript is spliced from 8 exons. Bases 129 to 1688 code for a protein of 519 amino acids. The record is from RefSeq and is a predicted model, not a curated record. Lineage: Eukaryota; Viridiplantae; Streptophyta; Magnoliopsida; Ranunculales; Papaveraceae.